CAACGUCAAGACAAUGCCUGAGGAAUAUCGCCACAGCAGCACCAACGAACCACUGUACCACCAGCCUCCCACAGCACUCGACCCACAGGACAGGUACCAGAGCAGCUGUGUGACAGGUGAAGUACCAGGUCUGGUCACUGCUGGUAACUCCCUAACUUCUCCCUAUUUCUCACAGCACCAGCUACGAAUGGGCCAGGGCUCCGGCCGAAGAUUUUCGCCACUUCGGUUGCCUCUGGGAGCCUCGAAGUCGUCCUGGCGAAGGUGUUCCUGGCGGUGUACCACAGUAGUCUUUGUCUGUGUCACUCUCUGUCUCGCCGCGACCACCACUUUCUUCGCCAGUGAGUAUUAUCCCUUCGUCAGUGAGUAUUACCCCUUCGUCAGUGAGUAUUAUCCCUUGUAUUAUCCCUUCGUCAGUGAGUAUUACCCCUUCGUCAGUAUUAUCCCUUCGUCAGUGAGUAUAUCCUUCGUCCCGUAUUAUCCCAUCGUCAGUAUUAAUCCCUUCGUCAGUGAGUAUUAUCCCUUCGUCAGUGAGUAUUACCCUUCGUCAUAA
Molecule: messenger RNA, 550 nt
Organism: Cherax quadricarinatus
Lineage: Eukaryota; Metazoa; Arthropoda; Malacostraca; Decapoda; Parastacidae
Source: RefSeq, a predicted model, not a curated record